Effrenium voratum is the source of this 1903-nucleotide messenger RNA. The record is from the annotation of a GenBank genome assembly. Lineage: Eukaryota; Dinophyceae; Suessiales; Symbiodiniaceae.
UGUUCUUGAGCCUUUUGGCAAAAUAGUCUCGGCCAUGGCAAAGAAUCCGUGGCUCCCAGAACCCAAAGCGCAAUGCUGGGUGUGGUUUCGGCCGCUGGGUAGCGAGACCUCAGGCCCCCGGGACGCGGCGGCGCUGCCGCACACCUCCGCCGCCCACGAGGAGCGGCGCAGGAACGGUCUCUGGGGCCACCAGGCGUACCGCCUGGCCCCCGCGGUCUUCGUGGGGGACGCGGAGGAUAUGGUGGUGGUCAAGGAGAUGCGGGACAGCAAGGCCCAGCUCAAGGUGCGCCCGGGCCUGGUGCUGGACUACUACGAGGGGCUACUGGUGCUGGAAGCGCUGGCGCUGAGCGACGCCCAGUGCCCGUGGUUCGAACAUGUCAAGGACAUCCUGGAGAAGGAGAAGCUGCAGCGCAAUCUAAGCCCCAGCCUCUACGUGAGCAAGAAGCUUCUCACAGCGGCGGUGACAGGCCCUCAAUUUGUGACGCGGGAGGGCCAGGUGGUCGCACACCGGCGGGCGCCUUUGCGGGCCGACGGGCCGCAAGAGGUGGAGGCACCGCCGGGGUGGUACCAGGUGGACCGGCUGCUGGAGUAUUUGCCGCCAUGGGAGGCCUUUGUUCACCCGAAGUGCGGCUUGUACCAGGACUACUACCUGGUGCAGUGGGCCCCCCCGCACGCCAUGGACAGCUACGCGGACACCCCCCAGGGCUGUGAGCAGUUCCCCCAUGCCACCUGGGAGCCGGACGAGUGCCUCCCGGACGAGCUGGACGCCCUACGGAUCUCGGCCAAGAAGCGGUGGCUGGAGGCCCAGCGGGAGAAGGAGAAGGACGGCGGCAACCCCCGGAAGUUCGUGCGCUCCGUGGGCGAGGAGGUGAAGGCGGACCGCAAGCGUUUGGUCGAGGAGGUGCCGGCGGCAAGGAAGUUGGCCAAGGUCUACAACCUGGACUUGCAUCGCCACAUGAAGCACGGGCUGCGCGAAGCCCUGCACACGGAGCUUACGGAGGGCGACAAGCAUCGGAUCCAGACCGGGUGGCCGAAGCGGCAAAGUGAGUACCCGCCAAGCUUCGGCCCGGCCAUGCCGCCGGGCUUCUGCUGGGACAGCUGCCGCUGCAUGGAAGAUUGGCACACGGGCCCGCAGACCGACGAAGGCAAGUCGUGGCUGGAUCACGUGCUGCGAGAUCAGAAGCUGAAGGCGGCGAUCGAGAGCUUCAAGACCCAGCAGUUCCUCCAAGUCCGGGGCAAGGUGACGAACCAGGGCUACUUCCAGCCCCUCACAGUGGCUCCACGGGACCCGCGCCAAGAGGAACGGCGGUUGUGCCAGCAAGUGGCGAAGAUGGUGCAGAAGGCCAUGGAUGCAGCGGUGAACCCUUUGCCUCUGGCGGCCGCCACCGACGAAGAUGCCGGCGACUUGCUGCAGUCCUUGGGGAUCCUGGAGGAUGAGGAAGAGAGAUCUGAGAUCGAGAAGGAGACCGGAGGUCCCUUCGAGCCGAUAGCUUUCCAGAAGGUCUGCGGGCCAGACUGGAUGCAGGUGGACGCGUGCUCAGGGAAGAUCAGCACCAUCGCCAGCCAGACGCCGCGGGCCUUCAAGGUGGAGACCUUGAGCAUGCACGUGGACUUCUUGGGGGCUGUGGAGCAGCAUCGGAAGCGGAUCGCGCUGCAGAUCGGGCCCGAGAAGACUCCAGUGCCCGACAACCUCCCGGCGUGGACGGGGCAAAUCAUGGACAAGGUGCGGGCGACUCCCCUGGUCAUCUUCCCUGCGGAGGGGUUCAUCAAGCAGGUGUACGACACCGAAACGCGGGCUCUGCACAAGAAGGUGACGCUGGCCGCCUGGCUGCGAACCAUGAAGCAGGUGUACUUGGUGUCGCGCGCCGCAGCCUGCAACGCCGCCCUACGUCCACAAGGGUAA